GUCAAGUUGAGGAAGACUUCAAUUAAACGGGCUAAUUUGAAUCCAGUCUAUCAUGAAUGCCUCGAAUUCGACGUUCCUUUACAUGAAGUCGACGACACGAAUAUGCUCGUACAAGUCAUGGAUUGGGAUAGGAUCGGUCGUGAUGAUCUGUUGGGAUGUUGUAUAAUCGGUCGUGAUAGUACCACUGCGGAGGGUCGACAGCAGUGGAGUGAUUGUUUUCGAUCGCUCUCUUCGAACGAUCAUGAUCCUUCGCGGCCUCGAUCCGUAGGCACAUGGCACAGCAUAUUGGCCGAGGUUCCUGAUGAUUUUCGGAAUAUUCCGAAAGCGAAGAAGUAA
Anisakis simplex (herring worm) is the source of this 336-nucleotide messenger RNA. The record is from the annotation of a GenBank genome assembly. Lineage: Eukaryota; Metazoa; Nematoda; Chromadorea; Rhabditida; Anisakidae.